AUGGUCGCAUACAGUUCGAAAGCUCUGGCCACAGCUGCUUCAAUUUUAGGCUGUUCAUCUUCCGCCCUUGGGUGCCUGGUCAUCACUGGAUCAACUUGGAAUGUUAAUGACUUUGCUGAUGGCACCAUCACCACAACUGAUAGCGGCGUUCAAACCUGCGACGGCAACGGAGGUACUGGAGACAACAACGUUGACUGCAUUUCCGGUUCCUCGCUAAAACAUGACUAUACCGACAACAAUGGGAACGGACCAAUGCCAAUCACCUACUGUAACCCAUCGAACUGGCAUAUACCUCCUUGUUUACCCCAACUUUUGUAA
Molecule: messenger RNA, 318 nt
Organism: Aspergillus costaricaensis CBS 115574
Lineage: Eukaryota; Fungi; Ascomycota; Eurotiomycetes; Eurotiales; Aspergillaceae
Exons: 2
Coding region: 1-318 (105 amino acids)
Source: RefSeq, a predicted model, not a curated record